AUGGACAUUCUUUCAAAGAGAGAGAAGGUACUUAUAUUUUCACAAUGGAUGAGUUCCAAUGAGAAAAAUCACAUAUGUUGUAAUCAGUUACAAUAUAUGGGGGGAUACUUAUGCUUUUUGAUAGCAUAUCAAGUAUUCCUUAUUUUGACUCAAGCUGGUGGUCUUGGCAUCAACCUUACUAGGGUGCAGAACAUUAUGUUGUGUGAUAGUAGCUGGAAUCCUCAGAAUGACUUACAAGGCAUUGCCUGGGCUCAUAGGAUCAGUCAAACGAAGAUGGUGAAGGACUGCCUAUGGAGGAAACUGUUCCUGUCUUUGAAGAUUAUGGAUGGCGAUUCUUCAUCAUCAGAAAAUGCCUCCUUGGGACUGACUGAAUUGAAAGAUAUUCUCCAAAAGGGCAGCAAGGAUGCUCGUGAUGCAAAGAUGAAGCAGAACAUUGGGGAAGACGAAUCCGCAGUCGCAAAAGACCUUGUUCUUAGUGCUGAAGAGCAGGAGAAGCAACUUUUGAGUGGCAUCAUGCAGGUCAAAUGUUGGCUAUUUGAGGGGAAUGUCAUCGAGCACAUGGACAAUACUGUUUCGGAGUUGACACUGAGUACCCAGAAACGCACCAGGAGCAAUAACAAAGUGACAAUAAGUGGGACGACCUUCAUAGUCGACGGCCCUUCACUGGAAGAUAAAGCACCGCAGCGUCAGCGCGAUAUGAUGGAAGCUAAGAAGGCCAAAAAUAAGAAGAGACAGCGGGAAAACAAAAAUUGGUGUAUUCACUGUCGUGACGGAGGGGAGCUAGUAACAUGUGCUCAUUGUCCAAGAGAAUGCUAUGGAAUAUCUCAACGCGAGGCCAGCAGGAAGUGUCACUUUUGUGAUAUUCAAGCGAAAGAGGACCCCGCGUAG
Messenger RNA from Guyanagaster necrorhizus, 888 nucleotides. RefSeq lists its product as uncharacterized. NCBI's taxonomy places the organism in Eukaryota, Fungi, Basidiomycota, Agaricomycetes, Agaricales, Physalacriaceae. The record is from RefSeq and is a predicted model, not a curated record. The transcript is spliced from 9 exons. Bases 1 to 888 code for a protein of 295 amino acids.